CUUGACCACCACAACGGCGCACAAGCGCAUAGCCGCAAGCAGCAGGCACCAGAGCGGCUUCGCAGCCUGAGAUCGCCGAGAGCCCUGUCGCAUUGCUGCUCGCCUCAGCCGGUCGCAGCCGUGCAUCAGCCGUCUUGCCGGCCGGUCGGGCGCGCGCCGGGAGCCUCGAGCUUCACGCGCGCCUGACGCAGAGCGAGGCCGAUGGCGUCUCAGUGCAAGCCCUCGAAGCCGUCAAAGGCCACCAGCGCUGCUGCCGCCCCAUCGUCGAAGCCGCGGCCGAAUCUCAAGCAGACGCUCGACGGCCUUGCGCAGCUCUACGCGCAGCCUGACGCACCCGAGGAGCUCGCUGCCUCGUGGCCGGCCAUUGCGCCGCUCGCACACGCUCUCGCCGGCACAGGCCGCUCGCCGGUCCCGAUCCCGCUCGGCAUCGUGGUCCGCACGCUCAAAGCGCAGUGGCACCGCGACGGCACUUGGCCGCUCGUCGCAGCCGACGAGCAGCUGGCGUCCGGCGACCCGCGAGCCGCACUGCCGCGCUCGCAGCACUCCAAGAGCGUGCUCUUACGGCCAGCUACGAGCGCCACGCCGCUGCCGCUGCCGCUUACGCUGACGCUGGAGCUGGAGCACGGCAAGGCGGACCCCGAGUGCGAGGCCAUAUCGCGCCGCUACGCGAGCCGCGGCCUGGACAUGGGCAUUGCGCCGGGCAACUUCGACUAGUCCCGUCUUCACUGGCCGUCCCGACGGUGCUCUCACAGCGACAUGACACGCUUUGGUAGUUUGUACGAGCUCAGCACCGCUUGUGAGACAGAUGUGGGUGCAUUGCAUUGCGCCUUCUCUUCCGAGUGGCAUGCGCGUUCAAGAGCAAGACGGGAGCGCAUCAAGCGGCCGGCUUUCGACAUCAUCAGUGCAGUCGCGGCGUCACGGAUCGCCCGUUGACGGCGCUUCUCAGCUCGCUAGAACGCCAGCACCCCGGCCGUGUCCUUCUCGU
Messenger RNA from Tilletiopsis washingtonensis, 985 nucleotides. RefSeq lists its product as hypothetical. The coding region runs from base 202 to 714 and encodes 170 amino acids. The record is from RefSeq and is a predicted model, not a curated record. Lineage: Eukaryota; Fungi; Basidiomycota; Exobasidiomycetes; Entylomatales. The transcript has 2 exons.